UUUUUUUAAAAUUCGAUUAAGCGCAAAUGAGGGUAAUAAAUAAUGUUUGAAACGCUAAGUUUGAUUAUGGCAUGUUUUAUGAUCCAUUAAGCAAACGAAAGAUGUCAUUGGGAUUGUUUGGUUCGUGCAUGCAGAUAAAUUCCUCUGAAUUUUCUAAUUUUAGAAACUCUUCUAGCUCAAGCAAAUCUUUUUCUAAAAGAACUUUACAAACUAAUCAAACCGCUAAGAAAAACAAAUGGCCGUCACUUGUUUUGCUCACAAAAGCAGAAGAAUUAGUUAUAGUAAAUGGAAGAAAUAGAAGAAGGUUUCCUGAUCCUGUUCGAGAUCGGUCAAUUUUAUUGGCUUGUUUAGACCCUUUUACUGAAAAUAUGUUAUAUCUCUGUCAUUGUAAACAUCAAAGAACAAUAAAUGCUAAUCCAGCUGUAUUUAAGCAGAGAGUGACUUUAGAUGAUGACGAAUGUCAAUAUUUUAUAAGUCUUGAUAUUAUUCAAAUUGAUGAUAGUAAUGAUACUCAAAUAAACUAUGAUGACAUAUUAAAAAACUUUCUCAUAGCAGACGUUCGUGAGCAUGCAAUUGCUGGAGAAUGUCUUCCUGCUGGAGUGUCUGGAUAUUGGGUUCGGAUUUUUGGUCCACAAAGAAAGUUUAAGUUUAUAGUGUCAUUAUGGAGAGAUAUAUCUGAAAAUAUAAAAUCACGAACAGAUGGACUAAUGAAAAUUGGAGAAAUUUGUAUAAAUAUUUUAAAUACUGGUGUAAGCAGAGCAAAAAAAAAACAAAAAAAGAAUAAUGCAUUAUCAGCUUCUCGAACCAUGAUGAAUAGUUCAAAUAUAAAUAUUAGUAACAGUUUUCCAUCUUUUUGUUCUCGUGAACUCUACAUCCUUAUGUCAACUUCAUUGCGUGAAUGUUUAGAAAAUGGCAAGUUUGAUUUGUUUGAAGAAAUGUAUUCAAAAUUCUCAGGAGACUUGACAAUAAAAAAUCAAGAUAAUAUUGAACUUAAUCAUUUUUUAAGCAGCGAGAAAGCUCUUUUUUUAGCCAUGCAAGGGAAGCUUGCUGAAGCAAAACACCUUCUACAAACAACAGUAGAAAAAAGUGUACCGAAGAGUCCGAAUAAAAUUUUUUUAUUAAAUAAAGCAUAUCUUGUUUUAACAAAUGUGCACAUUAUUGAAGGAAAUUAUGGUACAGCUGAAGAAUGUUUAAAUGUUUUACAAGUUGACAAAAAAAAUGGUACACCUUUUGAUGAUGCUGCUUUUUUUUAUUAUCUAUAUGGAAUUAUUUUAAUGAAUUUUGGAAAAUCUUUGCAAGCUUUUUCUUCAAGUUUAUGGAAAGAAAGUUAUGAAGCGUUUAUUAAUUCUCUAAAUAGCUUUGAUCAAUCUUCACCAUCUAUGUUAAAUCAACGAUGCAAAAUUAUACUAAACAUCAUACGUUUAUCAUUAUAUGCAAUUUCUAGAAAAAUCAAAAUUCCAUCAAUUAGUUUAUCUGAAUUAUGUCCAAUUUGCAACGAUAUUUCUGAUGUAAAAGAAUGUAUAAAAAUGGUAGAAAUGAUUAGUUUACAUAAAAUGUCUGCCAGGACCUUUUGUUUGCUUAAUCUUGUAAAAGCAGAAGUUGUUUUUAAUGAAAAUAACUGGGCUGCUGGUUAUGCUAUGUUAGAAGAUCUUGAAAAAGAAUGUUCAAAAUUAAAAUUUAAAGAUAUAAGCUUAUUAGGUGAUAGUGUGAGAUCCUGGUGGAGAUCCAAGGAGUACAAAGAAUUUAUGCUGAGUAUAGAAAAUGAUUGCGUUUUAGAUCUUUCAUCUGAAAAUGUAACUCAAGAUACUUAUGGUGGGGAUGAAAGUGGAAUUUAAUUUACUAAAUAAAUUUAUUAAAUCUUUUUAAAGAAAA
Messenger RNA from Hydra vulgaris (swiftwater hydra), 1872 nucleotides. RefSeq lists its product as uncharacterized. The record is from RefSeq and is a predicted model, not a curated record. Gene Ontology annotation, molecular function: protein binding. NCBI's taxonomy places the organism in Eukaryota, Metazoa, Cnidaria, Hydrozoa, Anthoathecata, Hydridae.